GUGCGCUGCGGGGAAUGCUCUUGCCCAUUUGGCCAGUGAGGACUAAGCGGAAGAGAAAAUCAUCUCUGCUGUGCUGCUGUCACAUAUUCAGGGAGAUAUAGACAGAACAGUCGGCCUCGGUUAGCUGUGUUUACAUCCAAUUCCGGAGCUAAAACAACGCUAGACUGCGGGUACAGGAGCGGGGAUGGAGCCUCAGGGCAGAGACGAAGGGAAGGGGCCGGUGCUGCACAUCGUGGUGGUUGGAUUUCACCACAAAAAAGGCUGCCAGGUCGAAUUUUCUUACCCGCCGCUGAUGCCAGACGAGGGUCAUGACAGCAACCUGCUCCCAGAAGAGUGGAAGUACCUCCCGUUCCUGGCUCUUCCUGACGGAGCUCACAACUACCAGGAGGACACGGUGUAUUUUCACCUGCCGCCUCUCAGUGGAGACACAAAGUGUGUCUAUGGAGUGUCCUGUUAUCGUCAAAUAGAAGCAAAGGCCCUAAAGGUCCGGCAGGCUGAUGUCACCAGGGAGACUGUUCAGAAGAGCGUCUGUGUCCUCAGUCGAGUGCCUCUCUACGGUCUGCUCCAAGCCAAACUUCAGCUCAUCACACACGCCUACUUCGAGGAGAAAGACUUCUCACAGAUCUCAAUCUUGAAGGAACUGUACGACCACAUGAACAGCUCUCUGAGGGGCUCAGCUCUGGACGGAUCACAGGUUUAUCUAGGGAUGUCGCCGAGAGAUCUAAUCCUGCACUUCAGACACAAGGCUCUCAUCAUCUUUAAGCUCAUUUUGCUGGAAAAGAAGGUCCUGUUCUAUGUGUCUCCUGUCAACAGACUAGUAGGAGCUCUGAUGACAGUGUUAUCGCUGUUUCCAGGCAUGAUCGAACACGGCCUGGUGGACUCGUCCCACUACAGACCUAAGAGCAGCGUGUCAGAGGACCAGAGUUUAGUGGAGAGUGUCUCGGGUGCCGAAGAGUUCGUCUCUGUGUCUGUCACCGACAUCGAUAGCUCCGCCCUUGACCUCGGGGUGGAGACGGCCCAGCCUGCCACAGAAUCCUCUGGGAAUAGCUCAGAGGGCGACAAUCACCACCUCAAGCCGCCCUCACGCAUCUCUCCUGAGUCCUCCGAGAGCGAGUGGGAGACUCUGGACCCCAGCGUGCUGGACGAAGGUGGACCGCAAGAGGCACCUUCUGAGACUGAGCCAGAGCUCCCGGAAACAUUUGACUCCAAACCCGGAACGCCGAUCACAGUGCAGCCGCAGGCAGUCACCGGUCAGGGAGGGGUCACCCAGGGCCUGGUGUCAGGUCUGGAGGAGGAUCAGUACGGCCUGCCACUCGCCAUCUUCACUAAGGGUUACCUGUGCCUGCCCUACAUGGCGCUGCAGCAGCAUCACCUCCUGUCAGACGUGACGGUGCGAGGCUUUGUCGCCGGAGCAACCAACAUCCUCUUCCGUCAGCAGAGGCACCUCAGUGACGCCAUCGUCGAAGUGGAAGAAGCUCGUAUCCAGAUCCAAGACCCCGAGCUCAGAAAGAUGUUGAGUCUGACCACUGCAGACCUGCGCUUCGCCGACUACUUGGUCAAACACGUGACGGAGAACCGCGACGAUGUCUUCCUGGACGGGACGGGCUGGGAGGGUGGAGACGAGUGGAUCAGAGCCCAGUUCACCCUCUACCUUCACUCCUUACUGUCUUCUGCAUUACAGCAAGAUAGCGAGCGGCUGCUGGCAGAUUACGGGGCACCUUUCGUCACAGCGUGGAAGAUCACCCACAACUACCGGGUGUGGUACAGCAACAAGCACCCCGGCAUGACCGCCGUCACCCCAGGACAUCCGUUCCAGGGUCAGUACAGCGUAGCCGACGUAAAGCUACGACUCUCACACUCGGUGCAGAACAGCGAGCGAGGGAAGAAGAUCGGAAACGCCAUGAUGACAACCAGUCGCAGUGUAGUCCAGACUGGGAAGGCAGUCGGUCAGUCAGUGGGAGGAGCAUUGACCAGCGCCAAGACGGCCAUGUCCACCUGGUUCUCCACAUUGGCUCAGCCGGCACCAGCAUCCACCCCAGCCUGUCCUGAACCUGCCACUGCAGUCAAACCGUGACAACUGACACCCCCGGAAAUCCUCAUUGACUCUGUUUCUGUGUCAUCCUCUGAUUGUGAAGCUUGGGGGCCGACAGAGUGAGCGCUAGUUUCAUGAAGGAUAGUAAAUCUCUAUUCAAAAUCAAAUGAGAGCCAUCUGAAAUAUACAGCCAUAAGUUGGUGUUUCUGGCACUUUUUUCCAGCAUCAUAUUUGCGGGGCGCAUCCCAAACAAGGAGGCAGACACUGCCUUUGUGUUAACUGUACAGUCCAUAACCACUGUGAGGCAGAGACUGCCACUGCUUUUGAUCAAAGCCAGAAAAUUCAGCAGGUUGCAUUUUUAUGUCUGACCGCCUCUUUCUCACUGCUGCCGUUUGUAUUGCUGGAUGCUUUCCUGUGAGACACUAGAGAUGCUGUUCUGGAGUUUGCAGUGUUCACUCUGUGCUGCAUAUUUAUACAGUUUGUCUAAAAAGGUGACUAUUUUGCUGAGAAAUGACAUUAAGUAAAAUAUAUAUAGAAAACAUAAGUCACAGCAUUGAAUGGAAAAGCAUGAUCUGUGGUCCCUUGAAAGUUUUAAUGGUACACAUUUUAAAUGCAGUCUGGAUCCCGUUUACCAGUCCCCUGUGGUAACAUUGUGGUUAAUGCAGUAACAGCGUGAAAUAUAACGUAUCACUUACAACAGCAAAUCAAGUGGUAAUGAAUCAGAAUUAUCGUUUUUAAUUUAACAGGACUGAUUUUAAAUGAAAAAAUCAAAACAAAAACUUCUUUAUAAUAGUCGCUAACAUCAUCAAAUUUAGCAAGCUAAUGCUACUUUUUAGCUAGCUUGAGAAAAAGAAUAUUAUAAGGAACAUUAUUGAUUGCUUGAUUUUUUUUUUUAAACAAAUAACAAACAAACAAACACCAAACAAACAUAGCCAAUGAAAAGUAAGUUAAAAUUUCUGUAUUAUUUAAAAAUUUUGAUUUACUUUUAAGUUAAAAUUAUUAGAUACCCAACUUCAAAUGUUGACUCCUCUCUAGAAGCUAACCUGAAAUUUUAAUUUAUGGAUAGUAAAAAAGUCAGAAACAAGCUUUCCUAGAAAACAUGCAGUUAUAAUGAUUGACAUUUUUUUUGAAUAUUGUUUUUAAAAAGAGAAGAAUUUAAUAAGAUGAGUCUAACAUUUUUUUUAAGCAAAAGUCCCCCCCCCCAAAACUAAAACACACAAGAAAAUUGGCUAAUGUUACUUUACUUUUCAACUAGCUUACAAGUUAAAAAAUGUAAUUGUAAAUGUAAAAUUAAAUUUCAGAUUUCUUUCCUUUCAGAUGGAACUUCAGACUUCUAAGUCGUUGUGAUAACAACAUUGUGUUUAUGACUUAAAGUUUAUGGACCUUUAAAUCUUUAAAAUCUUUGCAAAUGUAGGAACUAAUACGUGAACACUAUUAACAUGACCAUAAGACACUAAUGUUACAAAGAGAAAUGUUGGUUUGAUGUGACCAUUCAAACAAAGUUAACCAGUUAACUUUGUUUGAAUUUUUUUUUGCUGCUGUUACCAGAAAAACAGACUUUUUUUUUUUAAUGGCAAAUGUUAGCUUUAGCUAGGUAACAGCUAAAGAAAAAGCUGGCGUAAAAAACCCACCAAUGUUACUUAAACUGGCUUAAUUUGGCUGUUCCAGGAUAUUUUGGUGAGGAGAAAUAAAAUAAUUUUAUUUUAGACAAUAACGGGAAGGAGUCAAAAAGGAGAAAAUGGGAAGCAUUUUUUUAAACUAACUUGUAGCUUAAGUUACUGAGUCCACUGUAUUGUUUAGUAUCAAUUAUUUUUACAUGUAAAUGUUUUUAUUUGAUUUACAUUUUGUCUGUUUUGUGGAAAUAUGUAAUUAAAAACGGUAUCAAAUUGAAUAAUUCUUUUCAGUUGACAUUACUUGAUUAGUCAUAGCUCUAGAUUUGAUUCACUCCUACAUAAACAUUACAAUUCCAAAUUUCAAAUCGCGAACACGCUGUUAUGAUAACACCACAAUGUUAUUACAGAAAUCCUUGUGAACCUAAUGUCUGAUUGUGAUGAAACCCAGCUGUGUUUGACAGGGUAUUGUAAUCCCUUACCUAAGCCUUUUUGUACUUUACUGUCAGUAUACAUGCAUAAAUAUCUUUUAAAAAGUAUAUUUGAAGAUGGUAAAGCAGACAACUUAUUUAUUUCUUGUGUAACUUGUUGUCCCACGACUAUCCAUGUUUUGUUGUAACAACACUGGAAAAAGUCCCAGUCUGUGGACCACUGUGUAUUUGCACAAAGCAGCUGUUAUAUCUUCUUUUUAUGGAUCUUUACCUUGUAUAACUGUAAUUUUGAGGUGCUUGAAGGAUCUUUUCCCUCCAUGCUACAAAUACUCAACAACUGUUGGAUUAAAAGUGGUCCAGUGAGCAUGCUCUGUCCAGUCCAGUUUUACAGUUUUUGUUUUCUUCUUCACGCUUCUUUGGACAUUGACUCAUUUUCUGGUGUUUUGAUUUAGAAUUAAGUAUGUUAAAUUGCUAACUGUAAAGAAAAGCUGCUUUUUUAAAUCCUCUAAUGAUAUAUUUUCAUUUUGUAUUUAAGUAUAUAUAUAUAUAUAUAUAUGAAUGUAUUAUGAAUUCAGAUUCAGAUUAUUUUCUUGACAGAUGCUUUUAAUGUAUUGGAGAAGGACAUCGGGUUAACUAUAUUGCUGUAUUAAACAAUCAAAACAAAAA
Maylandia zebra (zebra mbuna) is the source of this 4739-nucleotide messenger RNA. It is a transcript of the gene avl9, whose product is annotated as AVL9 homolog (S. cerevisiase). Lineage: Eukaryota; Metazoa; Chordata; Actinopteri; Cichliformes; Cichlidae. Gene Ontology annotation, cellular component: cytoplasm. The record is from RefSeq and is a predicted model, not a curated record.